This is a messenger RNA of Sordaria macrospora k-hell, 777 nucleotides long. RefSeq lists its product as uncharacterized. Gene Ontology annotation, molecular function: metalloendopeptidase activity. The record is from RefSeq and is a predicted model, not a curated record. Gene Ontology annotation, cellular component: mitochondrial intermembrane space. Gene Ontology annotation, biological process: proteolysis; peptide metabolic process. NCBI's taxonomy places the organism in Eukaryota, Fungi, Ascomycota, Sordariomycetes, Sordariales, Sordariaceae.
AUGGCUGAGCGGAUUGCGGCAAGCAGGCAUUUCCUUAAGGCGCUGAACAAUCUGUGGCAGGUGUCAUCCGCAAUUUUUGACAUGGAGGUUCAUUCGCCGAAAUCACGCACCGAACUGGACGACAUGGACUUUGCCAGACGACACAACGAGCUGAGAAACGAGCUAACAGGGUUGAAGGGACCUGAGGCUCUUGGUGAACCAAUGACACAUGGCCAUGGCAACCUCCAUCAUCUGUUUUAUGAGUACGACGCAGGACUCUACAGCUAUCACUGGUCUAACACCUACACCUACGACAUGUUCUACUCUGCCUUUGCUAAGGAUCCCAUGGAUAAGUCUCAAGGUCACCGAUAUAGACACAUGGUUCUCGAGAAGGGCGCCUCGCAAGAUGAAAUGUUCAUACUUGAGCAGUUCCUGAGCCGCAAACCCACUACCGAUGCGUUCUUCAAGGAGCUGGGCCUGGUUGAAUCAGUGGAUACACCGUUAUUGAAGGAAAGUUCCUUCGCUGAACGAGACCCCGCUAUGGACAAAGGCCCCUCAAGUGAGGAGCGUCCUGCCGUCGAAGCAAGAUCCAUUCUUGAGGGAAGUCCCCCUGUCGGGGGAAAUACUUUCGUCGAUGGAGGCCUAUCUGUGGAUGGUGCUUACGUUGUCGGUGGUCGGGUUAUCGAGACCUACCCCUCUGCUGAAGGCGGUCCCGUUGUUGAGCCCACUUCACCGGGGCAGAGGAUCCGCCACAAAAUGCGGCAUAUUGCAGCACACUUCAGGAGGAACAGGCAGUGA